This is a messenger RNA of Talpa occidentalis (Iberian mole), 1544 nucleotides long. RefSeq names its product cathepsin S (gene CTSS). Lineage: Eukaryota; Metazoa; Chordata; Mammalia; Eulipotyphla; Talpidae. Gene Ontology annotation, cellular component: lysosome. Gene Ontology annotation, molecular function: cysteine-type endopeptidase activity. Bases 162 to 1184 code for a protein of 340 amino acids. Gene Ontology annotation, biological process: immune response. The record is from RefSeq and is a predicted model, not a curated record. The transcript has 8 exons.
GAGGGGGCUGACUCCGUCAGACGAAAUGAAACUGAAAUGAAAGUUCACUUCCUCAUUCAGUGCCUCAUGUGACAAGUCCCGAUUUCUUUUUAAACUCACUUGAGCAGGAGCCCUUUUCCUGACUGAAGUCUUUGGCAAGAGCCCACCUUGAGCAACCGGCCAUGGCAGCCCACGCGAGUCCCUUCAGGGUGCAGUGGCUGGUCUGGGUGCUCCUGGCCUGCCCCUUGGCGACGGCACAGCCGCAGAGAGACGCCACCCUGGAUCGCCACUGGCUCCUCUGGAAGAACACCUACGGCAAGCAGUACACGGGAAAGAAUGAGGAAGUAGCACGGCGUCUCAUUUGGGAAAAGAAUCUGAAAUAUGUGAUGCUUCACAAUCUGGAACAUUCGAUGGGAAUGCAUUCAUAUGACCUCGGCAUGAACCACCUGGCAGACAUGACCAGUGAAGAAGUGAUGACUUUGAUGAGUUCCUUGAAAGUCCCCCCCCAGUGGCAGAGGAAUGUCACGUACAAGUCCAUGCCUAAUCAGAAACUGCCUGAGUCUGUGGACUGGAGAGAGAAGGGCUGUGUGACUGAAGUGAAGUACCAGGGGGCGUGUGGUUCGUGCUGGGCGUUCAGUGCUGUGGGGGCCCUGGAGGCACAGCUGAAGCUGAAAACGGGGAAGCUGGUGUCGCUCAGCGCACAGAACCUGGUGGACUGCGCGACCCAAAAAUACAUGAACGAAGGCUGCAACGGAGGCUUCAUGACCGAGGCUUUCCAGUACGUCAUCGACAACAACGGCAUCGACUCGGACGCCUCCUACCCGUACAAGGCCGUGGAUGGGAAGUGCCAGUAUGACUCCAGAAAUCGAGCUGCCACGUGUUCAAAGUACACCAGACUUCCCUAUGGUGAUGAGGAGGCCUUGAAAGAAGCAGUGGCCAACAAAGGCCCGGUGUCUGUGGGCAUCGAUGCCACGCGUGCAUCCUUCUUCCUUUACAGAAGUGGUGUCUACGACGACCCGGCCUGUAAUGACACUGUGAACCACGGUGUGCUGGUGGUUGGCUACGGCAACCUCGAUGGGAAAGAUUACUGGCUUGUGAAAAACAGCUGGGGCACCACCUUUGGUGAGCAAGGAUAUAUUCGGAUGGCAAGAAAUAGUAAAAAUCACUGUGGGAUUGCUAGUUAUCCCUCUUACCCAGAAAUCUAGAAGAUCUCUUCUUUUUAUAACAAGACAAGAAAGAAGAAACACUUCACAAUUUAAUUUUACCUGCUGUUAUCAACAGAAACAAGUGUUGUGAUCGAUGUAUAUUUAGUGUACUAACAAAGUACAGUUUGGCUCUUGCACUUUUUUAAGUUUGCAGAUCUUGGAAAAUGUUUGGUGUGUAAAUUAACAACGUGCUAUAGAUAUAACUGCACAAGAACUUUUAAACCCAAGAUAAUCUGCCAUGUUCAUUGUCAUUGUCUAAACUUGCCCUGUGUUUUUUUAAGUCCCCUGAUAUCCUUUUGUAACUUGGUGGCUUAAUAAAUAUCUUUUCAACUUUAUAUCAUUACCACAUACUGCUCUUUC